AUGCCCAAUUCAAGAAAUAAAAAUGUGUCGAGUAAUGGGAAACUUUCGAAAUCCUUUGUUCAAAAAGGCGGUUCAUUUGAUCCAUUAGAUGUCACUAAGUCCUUAGGGUUUCAAAUUAACCGUAAGAUUGGCAGGAACGUUUGGUCAAAAGAUGAUGAUAAAAAAUUGACCGGAUUGGUUCAAGCCCUUUUGAUAGAGAUGGGGUUCCCCAAUGGUAUUAAGGAUAUCAAAUCUAUAGAACAUUCAACAGAUGUCUCUCAACAAUUAAAUUGGGAUUCAUUAGAAGCACAUUUUGUUGAGCCACGUAGGCGUGGUAAAGAUUUGAAGAAAAGAUGGACUGCCUCAUUAGACCCCAAUUUGAAAAGAGGUCGAUGGACGGAUGAUGAAGAUAAAAUCCUUUUAAAAGCUUUCCAGAAACAUGGUCCACAUUGGUUGAUCAUUGCAGCAGAAAUACCAGGUAGAACUGAGGAUCAAUGUGCCAAACGAUAUACUGAAGUAUUGGGUCCUAAUAGUAAAGGUAGACUCCGAGAAUGGAGCGUAGAAGAGGAUUUAUUAUUGAUAAGUAAAGUGAAACAGUAUGGAACUAAAUGGAGACAAAUCUCUUCAGAGAUGGAAUGUAGGCCUAGUCUGACCUGUAGAAAUCGCUGGAGGAAAAUUAUUACUUUAGUCGUGCGUGAUAAGGCAGAUCCAAAAAUUUCAGAAGCUGUAAGAAAGCAUCAAGAAUUAACAAAGACUAAUCAAAAUCCCCCUUCCAAUUCUCCGUCUCCAUCACAACCUCAACCACAAAACAAUUCAAAUUCAAUGAGUAAUUCUAUCACUCAUGAAAUGCCUCUACCAACCAGAUUAUUACAGCAAAAUACUAAUCUAAGUAUAUCCAACAAAAAUACAACCCCAGCAAAUUCUCCACCACAUUUGAUUAGACCUUUAUCUGUGCCACUCCCCAUGAAUGCAAGCCACGUUAAUAACUUGAUGAAUAAUAUGAACAAUAAUAACAUCGGGAGAUUUCAUCGUCCAAUGAUGGCUAAUAGCACAGGGAAUAGCCCAAUUCCCAUGAACGCAUUAUUAUCAAUUAGAGGUCUCGAUAAUAUCUCAACAUCGUCACCAUCGCAUAAUAUUCAUAAUAAUAACUCAACACAGGAUAAUUCUCACACAAAUAAUAAAAUCGAAAAUACAUUCUAUCAUUCCCAUACCCAAUACGCAUCAGACGGAAUUUCUUGUAUUUCAAAUUUAAAUUCAUUUAAUAAUCCUAAUAAUAAAUCAUCUCCAGAGUGGACUGUAACAUUGAAGGACUCGAAAGAGAAAACCAUUACUCAAGAAACUUUAAAUAAUGAGAGUAUAAUUUCAUCUUUAGUCAAUGAAGCUAAAAAGCAUUCCCUGAAAAUAGUCAUUAAUUCGCACAUACAUCAACAUUAUUGCGUUCAUAGAGAUACAAAUUCAUUAUUACCAACAUCAACUAAUCACUCUCUAGAGAUGAAUACAAAUACACAUACUAAUACCAUCUCACAAAAUAGAACUUUAAUGAAUACUCAAAGCCCAUCACCAAGUUUUAUGAAUAUUGGUGAGUAUAGUAAUAAUAAAUCCACUGAUAAUUCAAACGCAUUAACUUCUCCAAAUUUCCAUUUAACCUCACCACCAACAACAUCUUUUAGUCCGGGGCCAAGCAUCACUUAUCCAUUAAUGAUACACCCUUCUUUUCAAGAUCAAAACUCAAAUCCUUAUAUCUCCUUUAAUUCGAACACUGAUGACUCAAAGCAGUAUACUUUGAAUAACGGAAGAGAGCCUCUAUAUGAGAGAUUUGGCCACUCCAGAAAGUCACAUUUUAACAAAUUAACAACAUACUUAAAACCAAAACUAUCUUCAUCAGGAUCAUCUACUCCUGUUAAUAAUUCUAACCCUAAUAACAAUAGUUUUCCAAAGAAUAAUAAUAUUCACUCGCCUAUAGGGCCUAAUACUUCAAUUUCCCAAGUUAUAAAUAACACAGGGUCACUAGACUCUCCAAACAACCAUCUAGGCUUUAAUAAUUCUCAACUAAAUUCUAAUACAGAGUUAGCUUUAAAGGAACAAUUCAAUUUAAGGCGUCCUCAUAUAUCAAAUAAUUUUAAUUUGUUAAACAUGCCAUUUAAAUCGCCAACAGAUACUAACGCAAGUAAUGGGAAACAUAGUGUUCCAUCUGCAGAAGAUGAUGAUGGCACAGAUUUCUGGGAAAAUCUAAGAAAUCUGGCGGGCCAACCGACUCCAGAUAAUCCUCAAUUUGCUCCAUCUGCCUUAGAAGAAGAUUAUGGGAUUUUUUUCAACUUUUUUGAUAACGAGCAAAGACUAGCAAAUCCAGGAACUCAAUUUUAUGAUGGCAAUAAGCAUAUUUCUCAUGGAGGUAGCAGGUAUGUACAUGAGCAGCUUUAUGAAGAACAAGAAUCGGGUGAUGAAGAUGAAGAGUAUGAAGAUGAGGAGGAAGAGGAGGAUAUUACUGGGUAUGGUAGCUGA
Messenger RNA from Henningerozyma blattae CBS 6284, 2481 nucleotides. RefSeq lists its product as uncharacterized. The record is from RefSeq and is a predicted model, not a curated record. The transcript has a single exon. NCBI's taxonomy places the organism in Eukaryota, Fungi, Ascomycota, Saccharomycetes, Saccharomycetales, Saccharomycetaceae. The coding region runs from base 1 to 2481 and encodes 826 amino acids.